This is a messenger RNA of Paramecium tetraurelia, 759 nucleotides long. RefSeq lists its product as uncharacterized. The transcript has 2 exons. The record is from RefSeq and is a predicted model, not a curated record. Lineage: Eukaryota; Ciliophora; Oligohymenophorea; Peniculida; Parameciidae.
AUGAAAUAUGAAAGAUUUGCAGAAUCCUUUGUUAACUUUAUUAGAAGAUUCCUAUUUCAUUCAGCUUUUGUACUUGUUAUUCCCUUGCUUUUCAUUAAUGCAGUCGAAUUGCAACAUCAUAAAUACUUAAAAGAUCAUAAUUACUCCAAAAUUAUUAGACAAAUUGAUCAAUUACCUAAUGAAUAAAGAGAAUCCAUAACUGCAUAUCUUAACAAUGAAUUCUCAAUCCAAUAUAAAAUUUUGUUUUUGAUUCCAUUACUAUUCAUUAUCAAAGAAUUCUAAGAAAUAUACGAUAAAGAAUUUGAUGACACAUAAAAAACCUAACUUGCUACAAGUAAUAAUGUUCCUCCUCCUCCAAUUUUACAACCUAAAGUCAUCUCAGAAUAUGUUCCUGAAAAAAGUGAGGAGGUCUUGCGUAUUGAAAGUUAUUAUAGAAACUAAAAUCAGUAUGAUUAAAUUAAAAAUAGCGAAGAAGUUAAGAAUAGUAAUAGCAAUAUUAAACUCAACUAAUCAGAUUUGCUUAAUAAAUUAUAAUUUGUAAUUCAUUCUGUUAUUUUAGACUAUAGAUAUCAGAGUAUAGCAACAAAUAAUUAGCCAGAGCCAGGCAUUUAGGUGGAGAUCCUGAUUAGAAUAAUGAUUCUGCUUAAUUUAAACCCGCCAGAACUCAAACCUUUAAAGACUUUUCAUUUACACAGCAUACACAAAAUACUCAAAAUAAAGUUGAUAAUCAAAUCAGUGGUAAAAUAUAUCUAGUCUUGA